GCGACGCCCAACGGGGCCGGUAGGGCCGGCGCCUUGCGCGGCGUCGCCGCGGCGCCCGGUGGGGUCGGCGCGGGACACGGAGCGGCCACGGCGACGCCGGCCGGGAUCGGGCCGGCCCCCGACGCCGUCAACGCUCUGGUGGCCGGCGGAGUGAACCUGGUGGCCCCCGGCGUGACGGUGGCGGUUCCCAACGGGGUGAUCCCGGUGCCCAACGGUGUGAUCCUGGCUCCGGGCGGGGUCCCUCUGGCUCCCGUCGGGGUCCCCCUGGCCCCGGGCGCGGCGGCAGCGGUGGCUCCGGGCGUGGCUACGGCAGAGGGGCCGUUCACCUGCCCGCUGUGCUGGAAGGUGUUCAAGAAGCCGAGCCACCUGGCGCAGCACCAGAUCAUCCACACGGGCGAGAAACCCUUCGCCUGCGCCGCCUGCGGCCGCGCCUUCAACCGCCGCGAGAGCCUCACCCGCCACGUCAAGACCCACGCCGGCCCCCGCCGCGUGCCCUGCCCCGUCUGCGGCAAGGAGUUCCGCGACCCGGCGUACCUGCUGCGGCACCAGGUGAGCCACGGCUCGCCCCGUCCCGCGCACCGCUGCGACGUCUGCGGCAAGGCCUACGCCGCUCCCCAGAGCCUGCUGCGGCACCGCCGCGCCCACGCCGCCGAGGGCUCCGCGCCCGGCGCCGCGGCGCCCGCCGACGCCGGGAGCGUCCCCGCGUCCACCGGGCGCAGCUUCGGCUGCGGGGUUUGCGGCCGAGCUUUCGGGCGGCGCGAGACGCUGCGGCGGCACGAGCGCAUCCACACCGGGGAGAAGCCGCACGAGUGCGGGGUGUGCGGGAAGCGCUUCCGCGAGUCCUUCCACCUGCGCAAGCACCGCGUGGUGCACACCCGCGAGCGGCCCUACCGCUGCGAGCUCUGCGGGAAGGCCUUCGGAUACCCCCAGAGCCUGACCCGGCACCGCCAGGUGCACCGCCCUCCCCCCGGCGCCGUCGAACCCCCGCCGGCCCCGGCGCCGGCGCUGGGCUGCGGAUCCUGCGGGCAGCGCUUCCCCGAUCUGCUGCGCGCCGCGGCGAGCAAGGACGCGGCGGCGGCGGCGGCGGCGGAGAGGCCGCACGGCUGCGACGCCUGCGGGCAGGUUUUCGGCUUCUUGGAGAACCUGGUGUGGCACCGCUUGGUGCAUUCGGCGGCGCCGGAGCGGGCGGCGGCGGCGGCGGCACCGGCGACGUGCGUGGAGGCUCCGGUUCCGCCAGAGGAGCCGCCGGCAGCGCCCAGCGCCGAGCGCUUCGCCUGCGGCACCUGCGGGCAGAGCUUCAAGCGUUUCCUGGCGCUGGUCACUCACAAAUACGUGCACCUGGCCGGGCCGCGGCCGCCGGCCUGCGGAGCCUGCGGGCAGCGCUGCGACGGCGCCUACGAGCUGCUGCGGCACCGGCGGCGGCACCUGCGGCGGCGCCCGGCGCUCUGCGGCGCCUGCGGCCGGCGCUUCUGGGCGGCCGCGCUCCUGCGGCGGCACCGGCGCUGCUGCCUCGCCCGGCGCCGCCCGUUCCGCUGCCGAACCUGCGGCCGCUCCUUCCUGCGGGCCCGGGCGUUCCGGCGGCACCGGGCCUGCCACGCCGGGCGGCGCCCGCUGCGCUGCCCGCUCUGCGCCAAACGUUUCGCCCGCGCCGCCGCUCUGGCCGAGCACCGGCGCCGUCACCGCCCGGCGCGCCCGCGGCGCUGCCGGACCUGCGGGAAGACGUUUCGGUUCCGCUCCAACCUGCUGGAGCACCGGCGGGCUCACCUGGGCGAGGACGUGUACAGGUGCGAGCGCUGCGGGAAGAGUUUCUUCUACCUGGGCUCCAUCGUGCGGCACCUGCGGGCGCACGAGCGGCGCCGGCGAUGCCCCAGGUGCCGACGGAGGUUCGGCGACGCCGCGACGCUGAGGAGGCACCUGGGUGGGCACGGGGCCGGGCCGGGCUGCCGGGGCCGCGGGGAGGGGACGGGGACGGCGGGGCCGUGAUGGGGACACGGGCGGGACGGGACCGGACGCGGUUUGUGGAGGUCGGUGCCGGAACGGCCCAAAAUUUGGGCUCAUCCCAGCCUGAAAUGGCUCAA
This is a messenger RNA of Cinclus cinclus, 2078 nucleotides long. RefSeq names its product zinc finger protein 865 (gene ZNF865). The record is from RefSeq and is a predicted model, not a curated record. Lineage: Eukaryota; Metazoa; Chordata; Aves; Passeriformes; Cinclidae. The transcript has a single exon. Gene Ontology annotation, biological process: regulation of transcription by RNA polymerase II. The annotation marks the transcript as partial. Gene Ontology annotation, molecular function: DNA-binding transcription factor activity, RNA polymerase II-specific; RNA polymerase II cis-regulatory region sequence-specific DNA binding.